AAUGGGUUUGGCUUCCAUAAUUUGUGUUCCGUAAAAAGAAAAUAAAUAAAUAUAAAGAAAAAAGGAACGGAAAUCCGUUUGCGUAACCACUACCACCGAUUCAUUCAUUUCAUUCUAAUAAAUUUUCCACUCCCACCGCACCACCUCCCUACAAUUUCUCUUCCUCUCUCUCCUAUAAUUCUUCAUCUUCUUCCUCAUCUUCUUCGUCGGUUACCACUCCUCCACCCUCCAUCCAUCUCUCCCCUUCCUUCUUUAUAUUUCUAGAUCCUAUCAAUCGCCGAUGAUCACCGUUUCCGCCAUUUGAUUCUGCACAUAUACAUAUAUGUCUUCCAGGAUCUGGAAAUCAUAUUUGUUCUCAUCUGAUUAUGCCCAAAUGACUUUCUUGUUCAGGUGGUGAAUUCCCAUACCAUUGGUAUUUUAAACUUCACAUUACCUUAAGUUCAUCUGUUUUAUUCCGGAGAAAAUGUUGGGUGGUGACAAUGGCAAUGCCUUGCUUCCCAUUUUCCUGGAUGAAAAUCGAACUCAGUAUCAAAGUAAUGCUUCUGGUCAGCUGCAGCUAUUUGGAAAUUUUCCCGUUAGCUGUGGAAUUGAGCCUGUAAAUUAUUUUGGAAGUGAGCAAAUGGCUCAUAUGCUCCGCCCUAACAAAAGAAGUAGGGAAGUAGAAGAUUUCUCAAGACAGCAGAAGCUUCAGAUUUCCUUAAAUUAUAACGCCUGUCCAGAUGAUGCUGAUCGUUCAGCAAACAUUAGAAACCCAAAUGCCGUGUCAACAGGUUUAAGGCUAUCGUAUGAUGAUGAUGAACACAACUCCUCUGUUACUACUGCAAGUGGAAGUAUAACAGCGGCACCUUCCAUCAUCUUUUCACUUGGUGAUAAUAUCAGGACUGAGAUUGAUAGACAAAAGGAAGAGUUUGAUCAGUAUAUUAAAAUUCAGGAAGAACAUUUGGCAAAGGGUAUAAGGGACAUGAAGCAGAGACAUACGGCCUCGUUUCUUAAUGCAAUAGAGAAAGGGAUCGGGAGGAAACUACAUGAGAAGGAUGUUGAAAUUGAGAAUAUGAACCGUAAAAACAGGGAACUAGUGGAGAGAAUAAAGCAGGUUGCGACGGAAGCCCAGAAUUGGCAUAGCAGAGCUAAAUACAAUGAAUCAGUGGUAAAUGUCCUGAAAAACAAUCUCCAGCAUGCUAUCUCGCAGGGUGGGGACCAAGCAAAGGAAGGAUUCGGAGACAGUGAGGUGGAUGAUGCUGCCUCACACGUUGAUCCAAACAAUUACCUUAGUGUUCCAGGAGGGAAUGUGAAAUCUUGUACCAGGAAUUUACCAGGCUUCAAGGAGCACAUGAUUUGCAGAGCAUGCAAGGCAAAAGAGGUUUCCAUCCUACUCAUGCCUUGUAGACACCUUUGUUUGUGUAAAGAUUGUGAUGGACUUGUAAAUGUCUGUCCUGUCUGUCAGUUGAUCAAAACGGCUGGCAUUCAAGUGUAUUUGUCCUAAAUUAUAAUCAUACCAAAUUGGAAAAGAAAAUCUUGCUAUCCUUCUGUA
This is a messenger RNA of Momordica charantia (bitter melon), 1531 nucleotides long. Its product is annotated as SBP (S-ribonuclease binding protein) family protein. Gene Ontology annotation, molecular function: ubiquitin-protein transferase activity. The record is from RefSeq and is a predicted model, not a curated record. Lineage: Eukaryota; Viridiplantae; Streptophyta; Magnoliopsida; Cucurbitales; Cucurbitaceae.